AUGAAAUCAUCUUCUGAAAAUGGAAGAAAAGAUGAAGAAAUACGAUCACUGAUCAGCACAUACGUUCCUUCGUUUAGAACAUUUGAUGAUCAAUUGAGAACUGAUAAUAAUGAUCAAGAGAAGAAUAUCAAUUCUGUUAAUUUAUUUCAGUUGUUUCGAUUUGCUAAUCGACUCGAUUAUGUCUUAUUAUUUAUCGGUUUUUGUGCGGCUAUACUACAUGGAAUAUGUUACAGUGCGUAUUUGAUACUCUUUGGUCGAAUUACAGGUGUCUUUGCUAUGCAAUCGUUCGGUGGUCAUUGUAAUCAAAAGCAAAAAAACAUAUCGAGUAACAAUCCUAAUUGUCCAUUAGGAAUCGAACUCAAUCUCGGAAAUUUUAGUCGCUUGCACAAAUUAGGUAUUAGUGGUAGCACUGAUAUGUGUUCGUUAUUAUCAUCGUCAUCAUCUUCUUCGACGAUUAUGUUCCAUGAUGAUGUUCUGAGCAAAAUCUAUUUGUUAAUUGCCAUUGGGUGCUUCGAACUAUUUUGCGCAUUUUUACAACAUUUGAUGUUUGAUCUCACUGCUAAACGUCAGACAUCUCGAAUACGUGUGCGUCUUUUUCAGACCAUUCUUCAACGAAAAAUUAUAUAUUUUGAUACAACUCCAAUUGGUCAACUCAACGCCAAAUUAUUUGAUAAUGUUGAUAAAUUACAAAAAGGAAUUGGUUUUCAACUUUCGGUAGUAAUUACAAUGAUAAGUACAAUCAUUACUAUUUUAAUUGUGGCUUUGUUCGUUAGUUGGAAAUUAAUAUUACUUAUGUCAUUUAAUAUACCAAUUAUUCUUCUAACAACUCACUUCUUUUCCAAACAUAUCAUCAAAGAGACUGCUAGAGAAUUAGAAUCAUAUUCGAAAGCAGGACAAAUUGUUCAGGAAGUAUUCAGUUCUUUGCGCACUGUUCUUUCACUCAAUGGUGCUAUGUUUGAACAAAGACGAUAUGAAAAUGAAUUACAUCCAUCACGUUGGACAAGUAUAAGGAAAGGCAUUGUGUCCGGAUUUUUCGUUGGUUGGAGUUAUUUAUAUGGAUGUUUACUUUAUGCAUUUGGUUUUAUUUUCGGUUCAAUUCUUAUCUAUUACGAAGGGCAUGAUAAAUUGAAUAUUAGUGAUAUUCUUGUAAUAGUACUUGGCUUUGUUCAUGGUAUCACUUUACUAGGUUUAUUAGCACCUUUUAUAGAAUCUUAUGUCGAAGCUCGAGUAGCUGCUACUCCUGUAUUUCGUCUUAUUGAUGAGAUCGAACACAUGAAAGAACUCGAAAUGGAAACAAUCAUAAAUAACAAACUGGAUGAUAAAAUAUUAAAUGUAAAUGGUGAUAUUCAAUUUAAAAAUGUUACUUUCUCAUAUCCAUCUCGGAAAGACCGAUCUGUUCUUGAUAAUUUUACAAUAAUAGCUCGUGCUGGCGAAACGACUGCUCUGGUAGGUUCCAGUGGUUCGGGCAAAAGUACUUGUUUAUCACUUUUACUACGUUUUUAUGACAUUUCAUCAGGUGAAAUCACCAUUAAUGAACGAUCUAUAAAUGAAUAUGAUGUUAAACAACUUCGACAACAAAUUGGAGUUGUCAAUCAAGAACCAAUCCUUUUUAACGUGAGUAUUUAUGAAAAUAUUCGAUAUGGAAAAUUAAACGCAACAAAAGAUGAAAUUGAAGAAGCAGCACGACAAGCCAAUGCACACGAUUUUAUUAUGCAAUUACCUAGUAAAUAUGAAACCUUAGUUGGAGAACGUGGAAUUCAAUUAAGUGGUGGAGAAAAACAACGUGUAGCAUUAGCUCGUACUUUAAUUAAACAACCUUCAAUAUUAUUAUUAGAUGAAGCUACAAGUGCAUUAGAUAAUGCGAAUGAAAAGAUUGUUCAAGAUGCACUUGAACGAGCAUAUAAAGGUCGUACAACAAUAAUUAUUGCUCAUCGAUUAACAACAAUUCGAAAUGCAAAUCGAAUUUAUGUAAUAUCAAAUGGAUCUGUUAUUGAAGAAGGUACACAUAAAACAUUAAUGGAUAAAGAAGAAAGUAAAUAUCGACAAAUGGUUUACGAUCAAGAAACAAAUCUAAUGGAAAAUAAUGAUAAAUUGAUCAAUAGACAAGAAGAUGAAAGAAAUUAUCACGAACGUAUUAAAUCUUUUAAUAAUGAUACAAUUGACGUUGAAAUAGAAAAAGCAAAGGAUUCUUUGCCUUUAUUUAAACGAUCAACUUUCUUAAAAUUAAUGAAAAUGAAUAGUCCAGAAUGGAAAACUAUUCUUAUUGGUUGUAUUGCAUGCAUUUGUUUUGGAGGAAUUAUACCAGUAUUUGCUAUACUUCUUGCUAAAACAAUUUCAACAUUUGAGUAUUGUUCAUUUUCUCAAAGACAAUAUCUUGUAAUUAAAUAUAGCUGUUUCAUUAUAUUUGUGGGUGUUAUAGUAAUGUUUAUGCGUAUAUUACAAUUUGGUUGUUUUGCAAUAUCAGGAUCUAAAUUAACUGAACGAAUACGUAUUAAAGCAUUUUCAUAUUUACUUCGUCAAGAAAUCUCUUUUUUUGAUUUACCUGAAAAUAGUUCAGGUUCUAUUUGUAUUCGUCUUGCUUCUGAUGCAUUAUCAAUUCAACAAAUGACUGGUACUCGUCUUGGUUUAAUAUUUGAAAGUUUAACUAUGAUUAUAUCAAGUCUUUUAUUUGGUUCAAUUAUUCAUUGGCAAUUAUCUCCAAUUAUAUUUCUAUCAACUUUAUUUGUUUUUAUAAUUGCUUUUAUCGAAGUUAAUUCUCAAUCACGACUGUCUAAACAAACGAGUUCUAUUCUUGAACAAACAAGUUCGCUAACUAUUCAAACAAUUGAAAAUAUUCGUACAGUUAAAAUAUUAACAAUAGAACAGGAAUUUUUAAGACAAUAUACAAAAUUAAUUCAUCAAGUAUAUAAAAUUCAUCGAAAUUAUUCAAUUAUAUCAGCAUUUAUAUUUGGCAUUCAUUGGUCUACACGUUGUUUUGUUAUGACCAUUCUUUAUGGAUUUACAUUAUAUCUUUAUGAAGAAAACGAGAUUCAAACGAAUAAUAUUCUUAUGGUAUUUGGUAUUGUUAUUUUUUGUUUACAAUCUUUAAAAAUUAUUAUGAGCAUGACUGCAGAAAUUGGUGCUUCAUUAUCAGCUGCAAAAAGUUUCUUUCAUUUAUUUGAGCGAACUCCAGUAAUUGAUAAUGGAUCAAUGGAAGGACAAAUAUUGAAUAAUUUUCAAGGUGACAUUAAAUUUGAUCAUGUUGAAUUUAUUUAUCCAACUCGACCAGCCAAUCGUGUUCUUGAUAAAUUUCAAUUACAUAUUAAACCAGGUCAACGUGUAGCUAUUGUUGGAUCAUCCGGUUGUGGAAAAUCAACUAUAAUCCAACUUCUUGAACGUUUUUAUGACGUAACAAAUGGUAAAGUGCUUUUGGAUGGUGUGGAUAUUCGUCAAUUAAAUAUCCAUUGGCUUCGAUCAUGUUUUGGCCUUGUUAGUCAAGAACCUAUUUUAUUCAAUAUGACUAUUAAACAAAAUAUUGCAUAUGCACAAGAAAAUAUUUCACAUGAUGCUGUUGUAGAUGCUGCUAUCAAAUCAAAUAUUCAUGAAUUUAUUCUGAAAUUACCCCAAGGUUAUGAUACUGAAGUCGGUCAUAAAGGUAAUCAAAUGUCAGGAGGUGAAAAACAACGUAUUGCAAUAGCUCGAGCUCUUCUUCGCCAACCUAAAAUAUUAUUAUUAGAUGAAGCUACAAGCGCAAUGGACUCAUAUAAUGAACAGAUCGUACAACAAGUUCUUGAAAAUGUUCAAAAUGAAUAUUCAACACGAACAUCAUUAAGUAUUGCUCAUCGUUUAUCGACUAUUCGCACAUGUGAUGUUAUUUAUGUUCUUGGAAAAACACGUCUCAUUGAGAGUGGUACUCAUACAGAAUUAAUGGAACAACGUGGAACAUAUUAUCAAAUGACUGCUCAUAAUAUUACAUAA
Molecule: messenger RNA, 3957 nt
Organism: Adineta ricciae
Lineage: Eukaryota; Metazoa; Rotifera; Eurotatoria; Adinetida; Adinetidae
Source: the annotation of a GenBank genome assembly